This is a messenger RNA of Lemur catta (Ring-tailed lemur), 344 nucleotides long. RefSeq names its product diazepam-binding inhibitor-like 5. Gene Ontology annotation, biological process: fatty acid metabolic process. Gene Ontology annotation, cellular component: mitochondrion. The transcript has a single exon. The coding region runs from base 39 to 302 and encodes 87 amino acids. Gene Ontology annotation, molecular function: fatty-acyl-CoA binding. The record is from RefSeq and is a predicted model, not a curated record. NCBI's taxonomy places the organism in Eukaryota, Metazoa, Chordata, Mammalia, Primates, Lemuridae.
CGUAGAAAGGACAGAGGGGCCCAGCCUCCAUUACCCCAAUGUGCCAAGUGGAGUUUGAGUUGGCCUGCGCUGCUUUGAAGCAGCUGAAGGGCCCCGUGAGUGAUCAGGAGAAACUGCUGGUGUACAGCUUCUACAAACAGGCCACCCAGCGCGACUGCGACAUCCCUGCCCCUCCUGUCACAGAGGUGAAAGCCAAGGCCAAGUGGGAGGCUUGGAACCAGAACAAAGGGAUGUCCAAAAUGGAUGCCAUGAGGAUCUAUAUUUCCAAAGUGGAAGAGCUGAGGAAGAAGGAAGAAGGCUGAUGACACGGUGGCAGACACAAAGUAGCCUGGCAUCUCUGGUAG